AUGGUUUCCAGCAAUAAAGACGUUAAAUCAAAACCGGAACCAAAAUCAAUAACAAAAGCUACCAUAAUAAAGCCUCGACCUCGAAACUUGAAAAAUAUAAGUUGGUUGAGAGGAAAAGGUACUCCAUUUAUUAAUGUUGGUCAUCAAUUUGGAGACGAUCUUUGCAAGCCAUAUUCUACAAUGGCAUUGCCACCUUCCGAUAAUAAUGAAGUUGAAAGUAUGUGGUGGGAAAGCUUGUUAGAUGACGAAGAAAUCAAUAUAACAAACAACAACAGCUGUUUGGGUAGUGUGUCAGAAAAUGAUCAGAAGCCCAUCAAAAGGCUAUUUGUAGAUGGCAAUUCACCAGGAGGGGAAAACGUAGGGGACAUGUUCUUCGAACAAGGACAAAGUUCCUGGAGUGACAUUUCUUUUGAUGCGGACUUUUGGAAUCUAAUCAAUUUAGAACUAGCUACAUCAACUACUUGA
Messenger RNA from Dovyalis caffra, 465 nucleotides. The record is from the annotation of a GenBank genome assembly. NCBI's taxonomy places the organism in Eukaryota, Viridiplantae, Streptophyta, Magnoliopsida, Malpighiales, Salicaceae.